Messenger RNA from Closterium sp. Naga37s-1, 1983 nucleotides. The record is from the annotation of a GenBank genome assembly. Lineage: Eukaryota; Viridiplantae; Streptophyta; Zygnematophyceae; Desmidiales; Closteriaceae.
AUGCCCGAGGGUGACGUGGAAAGGUAUCCCCGCGUGAUAGUGGCGGUGCGGCUCAAUGCGCGGAGCGGCAGGACGGCGGCAGCGCCCGUCACGAGGGCGUCCGCCAUCAUGGACUACGUCUCCGACAUGAGCCGCGCCACGCCCAAGGGGCUGUUCCCGCCGGAGCCCGAGAAGUACACGGGGCUGAAGCUCAAGGUGGCAAUCGUGGGCGCGGGGCUGGCCGGCAUGUCUACCGCCGCCGAACUGCUCGACCAGGGCCACGAGAACUUCACAUGCCAUGCUCGGGCAUGCGCCGGAUGUGCGGGGGGGAUGCACGUGCAUGGGGGAUGUGCGUUCGUAGGGGGUGUGCGCGGUGCGUGUGUGGGGAACGAGCGUGGAUGCGAGCAGGUGGACAUCUACGAGGCGCGGCCGUUAUUAGGCGGCAAGGUGGCGAGCUUUCAAGACAAGGACGGCAACCACAUCGAGAUGGGGCUGCACGUCUUCUUCGACUGCUACAACAACCUCUUCCGCCUCAUGGCCAAUGCAAGCGCACCCUCUUCCGCCUCAUGGCCAAGGCAAGCGCACCCUCUUCCGCCUCAUGGCCAAGGCAAGCGCAACCCGUCUUGCCUCAUGGCCAAGGCAAGCCCACCCUCUUCCGCUUCCGGCGUGGUGGACAACCUGCUGCGCAAGGAGCACACGCACGUCUUCAUCAACAAGGGCGGCGUCACUGGCGGUGAGACGCUUCGUGCCCGCCGCCCACCCGUGCCAUCACCCACGCUCGUUUCCUCGCGCAGUCUCAUGCCGGUGGACAAGGCGUUCAACGCGCUGGCACUGGCAACAAGCCCCGUGGUGCGAGCGCUGGUGGACCCCGAGGGCGCCUUCCAGGUCAUCCGCGACCUCGACAAGGCACGCCCCACCCCUCCCCUCCCCCUCCCACGUCACCCCCCUCCUCCCCCGCGUCAUCCCCCUCCUCCCCCCUCCCUCCAUCUCCAUACCCCACCCCACCACUCGCCCCCUCACCUCGGCUAUGCAAACAUCAUCUGCCUGUGCUGCCUGCCCCUCUGUGCUGCCCCGCUGUGGUGCUGUGUGGGCGAGCAGGUGAGCUUCAGCGAGUGGUUCACGUCGCACGGCGGCACGAGGGAGAGCAUCAAGCGCAUGUGGGACCCGGUGGCAUACGCGCUGGGGUUCAUAGACUGCGACAACAUCAGUGUGCGCUGCAUGCUCACCAUCUUCGCCUUCUUCGCCACCAAGACCGAGGUAUCCAUGCUGCGCAUGCUCUAUGGCUCGCCCGACCACUUCCUCGCUGGCCCGAUCGCCAAAUACAUCACUGACUGCAGCGGCAGGUUCCACGUGCGGCAACCGUGCCAGGAGGUGCUCUACUCCACCGCCGCUGAUGGCUCCACCGUUGUCACUGGCCUGCGCAUGAAGCAGACGGGAGGCAAGGGGCACAUUGUGACAGCUGAUGCAUAUGUUGCUGCUCUGGACGUGCCGGGGGCGAAGAGGCUGGUGCCGAAGGAGUGGAGGGAGCGGUGGGGGCAGUUGAGGGACAUCUAUGAGCUGGUGGGCGUGCCCGUCAUCACCGUGCAGCUGCGCUACGAUGGCUGGGUCACUGAGAUGAACGACAUCGAGCUCCCCAGGCAGCUGGCAUGGGCGGCAGGGCUGGACAAUCUGCUCUACUCGCCCGAUGCGGACUUCUCAUGCUUUGCUGACCUGGCGCUCACAAGCCCUAACGACUACUACAAGGAGGGACAGGGCUCGCUCAUGCAGGGCCUGACACUGCUUUGGCACUCGGUGGUGAAGAUCAACCAGUCGCUGUACCGCGAGGCGCCCGGCCUCGACCAGUUCCGCCCCGACCAGAAGACGCCCGUCCCCAACUUCUUCCUCGCCGACUCCUACACCAAACAGGACUACCUAGACAGCAUGGAGGGCGUCACGGUGUCGGGCAGGAGGGCAGUAGCGCGCAUCUGUGAGGCGGGGGAGGCCAUCCGUGCACUCGCCUCCUAG